Molecule: messenger RNA, 5802 nt
Organism: Zerene cesonia (dogface butterfly)
Lineage: Eukaryota; Metazoa; Arthropoda; Insecta; Lepidoptera; Pieridae
Gene: Pez
Product: tyrosine-protein phosphatase non-receptor type 14
Exons: 10
Coding region: 266-3739 (1157 amino acids)
Biological process (GO): protein dephosphorylation
Cellular component (GO): cytoskeleton
Molecular function (GO): protein tyrosine phosphatase activity
Source: RefSeq, a predicted model, not a curated record
CACUCACCAGUGCCCCGCAAUAUUGUGAAUUUUUUAUUUUGUGAUGUGUUUAUUUAGCAUUUUUUAUUGUUAUCAUCCAUAUAUAACAGAAUAUCGACUUUCUGUGUUAAAACCUCGUUUGUAACUCAUUCUGUUAUCAAAACCAUAAAAUAUUAUGUAGCGCGUAUAACGGAUGCGUCUUCUUUAACAUUCUUCUACCAUAAAUGUAUAACGUAAUGCUAGUUUCGUGAUGUUUUUACUAAUUGUGCCCGGGUAACGUUAGAAGAUGCCUUUCAAGUUGAAAUUGAAGAAAACGCGACAGUACAAUGUCGCGUCAAAAAGUUUGUUCGUAAUAAGUGUCGAAUUACUCGAUGGUGGAAUAGCAGAUUGUACUUUGUCAGUGGACAGCACGGGCCAGGAAUGCCUCGACAACGUGUGCCAGAGGCAGGCGAUCAAUCAGCCGGAGUUCUUCGGCCUCCGUUACGUGAAUCGGAAUCAGCAGCCGAGAUGGGUGCAGUUAGACAGGCCGUUGAAGCGUCAGCUAGAGAAAUAUUCGUCGGCUCACCAGCUCUACUUGCGUGUCAUGUACUAUGUGAUAUCCGGCACGAGUUUAAUAACGGAUGAGGUGACGAGGUAUCACUAUUUCUUGCAAUUGAAGAAUGAUCUAGUUGAAGGCAGGAUAAUUUGCGACUUCCAGCAAGCUGUGGUGUUAGCUUCGUACAGCCGACAGGCGGAGUAUGGCAACCAUGAUAGAGAAAGGCAUACAGUAGAAUAUUUGAAGAAUUUGUUGACUUUCCCGAAGCAAAUGUUAGACGGUGGCCAGAUAGUAGAUAGCAGUAGUUUAGCUGAGAAUGGAAGGCUGGAAUGGCUGACUGCGGCUGUGAUACAGCAUCAUAUGUCUUUACACAACAUGUCACAGGCACAAGCAGAGGAGGGCUUCAUCACAACAUGCCAGCAGCUGCGAGGGUACGGGCAGGAGAUGUUCGCGGCGAAGGACCAGCGCGACCAGAGCGAGGUCACCAUCGCGAUAUCGCUCACCGGUAUACGCGUGUUGAGCGACACCAGCGACACUCCACAUUUUUAUCGGUGGAUGGACAUAACGAACGUGAUAAACCACAAGCGCACGUUCAGCAUCGAGUGCCAGCAGCAGGGCGAGUCGGCGGCGUUCGCGCUGCCGUCGCCCGAAGACGGCAAGUACGUGUGGCGCAUGUGCGUGCACCAGCACACCUUCUACAUGCGCCACCAGGCCGCGCUCAGCGCGCCGCGCGACGAGCACCGCCCCAAGUUCCAGGAGCACGGUCUCUCCGAGAGUCGCGAAGAGUUAGACGCGAGGGACACGGGGAGCGCCUCCCGGUUGGAGCCUCUCACCGCGGCGCACAGGGCGCACUCCACCUCCUGCCUGGAGCUGGCUGAUCAUAGACCGCAACCCAGGAAUCGAGCACUGUUACCAUCAUACCGUCCCGCGCCAGAUUACGAAACCGCCAUCCAACAAAAAUACCAACAACAAAGAGCUGAAGCGCAACUGAGAUAUCAGAACCAUCACGCACAUUCCCAACUCUUGAACACGAAUGCCCAGCCUCUAGUAUACGGCUCCCAUCCCGAUAUACACCGAAUCCACUACCCUGAUGUCACCAGACACACUGUGCCUGUGAAUCAAGGGGUUUCUGCCACUGAUGAUUACGCCUACGGUCUAAAAUACGUGGGUAACUACCCUAUCGCGGUCAACCCUAACGUACAAACAGACCCAGCGUUGCAUUAUGUCAAUGUUUACAAACCUCCCCCUCCCUACCCCUCCAACGGCCUAGCAUCAAAUUCCACACCAGAUUUAGCCGUCGCUAGUCAAGCUCUAAACUAUCACAGAGGCUACAUUAACUCCCACGUGUCCGGUUCUAGCCCAGACCUAGUCUCCACCCGCACUGCCCUCAAUAGACAGUAUCUAGGUUACGUGAAUCCUGGACAUGUGCUAAAUUACGGCCGUCCCAACAUCCUUCCAGCCACGCACGGUACAUAUAACAAUCUACCGUCAGUAUUAGACCCAAAUCCUCACAUAAUAAUCGAUCCCCAUCAUAUUUCCAAUAACAUCCAAAAGGUUUACGACGAAAGAGGGAAUAUAAUGUACUCGAUGCCCAUGAGAAGGAUAUCGUACCAGAGGCAUUUGGUGCUGCCGCAAAUAAAGCACAGCGAGACACAAGAACCGAUAUACGAGAACGUUCCACUGCCGUGGCAGAGCGAACAGAAGAUAAGGGAAAGAGCACAAAGCUUAACAACUACGGAUGAAAUAUCGCGGCUGAACGAACGGAACAGCAGCCACCCGACGAUAAAUAACUACGGAAACUCGAACGUGCCAAGCUAUCCCGUGAAAAUAGAUAACGACAGUCACUACGUGAACGCGCAAAUCAUUAAAGGUGUCAGGGAGUCGAGCGUGCCAAAGGACUUGAGCUCGUCCAAUCGUACCAUAAACAAAGACUUCGACACCGCUCUAUCCAUAGACAAGCUAUCCAUCAGGGACGAGAAGGACUACGACGAAACGCCGUAUCAGAGUCUGUCGACGCAUAAAAUAUCGAACAACAAUACGAUUAGCAAAUCGGUGGAUAACGUGACAUCGAUAAGUGUACCUGAUAUAAGAGUUCAGGACACGUCGCACGCGACAACGGACAGUGCUUUGUCGAGUUCGAUAAUUAAUUCGACUUACAGCACCAGCGUUGAGCUGGAGGCGAGCAAGAGUAGCAAUAAGGAGAAGAAGCGGCGCAGGUGGGGGAUGUUCAUGGGGAGGGGGAACAAGGAGGUGAAGAGUGCUACGUUGGGGAGGGAUAGGGCGAAGACAGGCCAGCCCGCUAACAAGCACCGAUGGUCGACCGGCCUGCCCAAGUUCCAGCCGCUGCCGCCGAGCAUUACCAAAGAAACAUUGUGCCAAUUGCUGGAACGCAAGAUGUCGGACGAUCAGCUGUCGUUCGCGUUCGAGCAGAUCCCGAAGGGGCGGGAGGUGGAGGGCGAGUACAGAACGGCGCUGUUGCCGCAGUACGCGGCUUACAAUUGCGGGGAUUCCCUCCCCUACGAGGAUAACAGAGUGCGCCUGCACCCCACCCCCGAGAAUCCGCAUGGAUACAUAAAUGCCUCGCACGUUACGAUGACAGUUGGCAACUCGCAGCGCUUCUACGUGGUGGCACAGUCGGGCGGCGCGCAGCAGGCGGCGCUGCUGUGGGAGUGCGUGUGGCAGGCGGGCGCCCGCCUCGUGGCGCUCCUCGACCCGCACCCGCCCAACUACCUGCCGCCCGAUCAUCAUUCCAAGGAUUAUGGGGAGUUCCAGGUGUGGUGCGGCGCGUGGUCGCGCGCGGCGUGGGGCGGGUCGGUGCGCGUGCGCGUGCGGCGCGGCGCGCGCGCGCGGCACCUGUGGCACGUGCACUACGCCCGCUUCCACCUAGCCGCGCCCAUGGACGACGUCGCCGGCUUCCUCGAGUUCCUCUCCGAGCUGAACGGGCUGCGGCUGGCCAGCGAGGCGGAGGCGAGCGCGGAGCAGCCGGCGGUGGCGUCGCGCAACCCGCCGCUCGUGGUGGCGUGCGCGCGCGCAGCCGGCCGCAGCGGCACCGCGCUCGCCGCGCACCUGCUGCUGCACGUGCUCGACACCAACCAGGAACUGGACAUACCUCGGACCAUAAGUAUGUUACAUCAACAAAGAGCCAACCUCAUCGAAAACGUGCAUCAAUACAAAUUCCUUCACCAAGUGCUUUUACAGUAUUUAAAACAAUCUAGACUUAUAUAGACUGUUAAAUGAGUGAGCGUGCUAUCUCUCUCUAACGUAUCGUGUUAGAACGAGAUGGUACUAUUCUAUCGAUCGUUUGUUGAAUUAAUAAUGAGAUAUUUAUUAAUUGUUAACUGAAAUACGAAUAAGCAAUUUAAUGGUAUUAAUUAUUUGAAAAAAAGAAUAAUAAUCGAAUUUUUCUACAAGUGUUGCCACAUAAUUAUAUAUAUUUUGAACAUGGUGUUGCUCUGUGGCAUUCUGUUUGGAUAUAUUUAUUCAUUGUAUUAUUAUUUAUUUACGAUAAAUGUUCCAAUGAUUGGUAUUUUAAUAGCAUAGGAAAUAAAUAUAUUUAUAUGUGAAAUAUAUAUUUCGAAUUUAUACUGUAUUUGGAUUACAAUUGAGAAUUUAAAAAGUAACCGAUGAAAUUGAUUUGCUCAGUAUGUAGUCAAUAAUGAUUAAAAAUCGUUACUAUAAUAUACAUUAUACAAUUAAUUAGGACUGACACGGCGCUGCCAUUUUCUUAUAAUCUUGUAUAUUUUGUUUUUAAUCUGUAUUUAAUUAAAAAAUAUUUUUUAUGAUAAAUUCCUAAUCCAAUGUUUUUUUUUUUGUCAAUUUGAGUAUCGUACAUUUUUUUUUAAUCUGUAUUAUUUAAGGUGCCUCAAUGGUAAAACUAAGUUUAAACUCUAGUUUCCAUGCUUGUAGUGUUUAAGUGGAACCAUGUGCCUUAAAUCGGAGAUUAUACACGAUCUGAUGUCGUUCUUAUGUGCCUUUGUUUUAUUUUAUUAAACGUCUAAUGAUUUGCACAAUAUACGCUAAUUUCGCGCCAUUUUAUCAUGUAAAGAAUAUUUUCAAAUAUGGAAUUCUCAACAAUCUUAAUUUAUUAUCUGUCGAGUGUUUUUUUUUCAAAUUAGUGAUAUAUUGUUGCAAACAUCACGUAAGUAACGUAAGAUAGAGUUUUUAUAAUUUUUCAAGAUAACACGACUAACGCUUUUAUAUGUAAAAAUAAACACAUAGGUACCAUAUUUGUUUUAACUUAGUUGUGUAAUUUUUCUAUUUAGUGGAUUGUGCGUUUGUAUAAUAUAUAACUCGUCAGUAUUGAUAAAAAUUAUGAAACGUAUUAAAUUAUAUUGAAAAUCGUAGCAUUUAGUCACUGCGUUGUUUUUUGCACAUUUGUUUUUUUUUAUAAAAAUUGUGUUCAUUUUUUGUAUUGUUAUUAUAUCUAGUCCUAUCGCAGCUCUGGAAGUUAAGGCCUUCUCAAUUAUAUAUUCACUUUACCGAUUUUUAUGUUAACUUCAAUAGCACAAAUAUAUAAAUCAGUUAUUACUUUGUCUUGUUAUGAUAAGCAUCAUCAACAUUAAAAUGUUUAGUGAGGCUCAAAAUUAAGCCAGUAUGUUCUGAAAGAUUUAUUUAUACAAAUGGUAUUCUUUUAGGUGCCUGAGUAAUUAUAUCAACAGAUCAUAUUAAAUUAGUGGGCAAUAUGUUUUAAAUAAAAUCUUUACAGGUUCUCGCUUAUAAAUAUCGAUUAGUGUGUCUUGAAAUCAUUCGAUACAAAAACCAUAAUUGGACAGGGAUUUCUCUUUGAUAUAUAUGUUAACUAGCUGUUGCUCGCAGCUUCGCCCGCAUGAUCUAAAUAAAUUUUCAUUACCCAUUUUAUCUUCUUGGGAGUAGAAUUAAUCAAGACCCUUUUUUAACGGUACCUACAUCGUAUUUGCUACCUACGUGCUAAAUUUUAGCACGAUCGGUGCAGUAGUUUGGGCUGUAUGUUGAUGGAUCAGUCAAUCACAUUUGCAUUAUAUAUAUUAAAAUUAUUUAUUCUGUUUCUAAUACCACUUCAUGAACAUAGGUGCCUUAUACAACUACAUUAAAAGCUUUAUUAAAGAAACACUGUGCUCAAACAUUAUUCUCAUUCUGAUUUAAACAGUUAUACUUACCAAAUAACAAAUGCUUUAGUUGUUAAGUCUGAAUGUAUGUGGCCUUAACUAAUGUCUCAAUUUUUGUACGUUUGUAAUUUGCUCUGUAUAAACUCAAAUUUAUAUGAAUUAGUGAAUGAAAUGUGAAUAAUUAAAUAAAAUACUUAUUUGAAA